Aspergillus homomorphus CBS 101889 is the source of this 2127-nucleotide messenger RNA. Its product is annotated as phosphate-sensing transcription factor PHO4. Lineage: Eukaryota; Fungi; Ascomycota; Eurotiomycetes; Eurotiales; Aspergillaceae. The transcript has 3 exons. The record is from RefSeq and is a predicted model, not a curated record. The coding region runs from base 1 to 2127 and encodes 708 amino acids. Gene Ontology annotation, molecular function: protein dimerization activity.
AUGGAGCAAGGACAUUCCCUGUCCUGGUCGGACAUUCCUCCGUCCAACGAUGAUGAGUUCACCAACUUCCUCGAGUUCGGAAUGCAGUUCCCCGAGGUGGAUGGUCAAUCCCAAUCUGGCCAUCAUGCUUCUCGUCCCUUGACCCACGCUGUCACCAUGUCCAUGCCCGGCACAACUGCCCCUGCACCAGAGCAAUUGGUCCGCAUGGACACUGACGGCAUGACUGCGCCGGCAUCGUCGUACAGUCCCAUGAUGAACAACAACUUCGCCCUGGAUCUUGCCCAGCACGGACAGCAAGGUCAGCCACAUGGCGCGUCCUACUCUACCGCCCCGAUUACUCCCGCCUUCUAUGCACACAAACCACCUAUUUACCAUCAGCAUCCGCAUCCACCUGUGCCGGAACAGUCGCAUUCGUUAUCUCAAUCUGCACAGUCUAUGUCACAAUCCUAUGUCCCUCAAGGCAGGCUCGUCAUUCCUCCCACUCCGAACAGUAUCGAGUUUCAUGGAAAUGCUGCCACGUACCCGCAGCGAUUGGACGAGACCUGUGAAGCUUACGAACGAUUUGCGCGUGUGAAUGAUGAACAGGCCCUUUACACUCCGCUUGUCUCGCCCGCCAUGACACCGUUGGAGACUCAAUUCCGUCUUCCUGAAUACACUAUCCCCGGAGAGUACUUCACCCCCCUCACAUCGCCCGCGCUCGAGGCACAAAGCACAAGCUCCACCGGGUAUCCUUUCCAUUCCACUCAGAUGUCGGAGAUGGGGUUUGUCCCUUCACCCGCCGACAAUGCCCUUUCUAUGACGUCCAACCCGUCCUCGCCAGGGUUGAUGCGGAAACAUCGCCGGCAGCCCUCUAGCACAAAGUCGUUUUCGGCCCGCGCGAAAAAGCAACAGUCGCCCUCGGUUCGGCCGCAAACUCGCAAGAAGUCCUUGAUGAGCCUCAAUCCCGACGACGUCUUGAACAGCCUCAGUCAAGACCAGGCCGUGAUUGUGUCUCAGACAUCCGGUAGAAGCGGACUUCGUUAUGCCAGCAAUGAGAGCUCCGGCCAAGAUUCUGUUUCGCCCGAGCCUCUCUCCGAGCCCUUAAUGCCGCCGCCCGCUUUGCCUCCCUCGCGAAGAUCGCCCGCCAUCCGUCCUCAGCCGACUCGACCCUCUGAACCGAGUGAGCCCGCAACGCCCGCGAUGCUGAUGCGCAUUCAACGGUCGCCCCUCUCGGUCAGCCAAACUGUUCCACCAUCCCAACCCACCGUGUCGGAGCCCCAUGACGAUGUGAUGGAAGAUGUGAUUCUUCCCGAGGCCGCAACUUCGCUGACUCCUUUUGCGAGACCGCAAUUGGCCCGCAUUGAAACUACUGUCCAGACGGAUUCGGCUUUGUCCGCAACCCCAGGAAGUACAACCCCGGCCUUGGAGCCAAAGUCCGCUCCGGUAGCCAACCGAAACACCUCUCUAGCUCCCAGUCCUCGCUCAAUUGCUAUGCCAUCGCCGAGCGGCCCAUUGCCCAAGAAAUCGGACACGCCCAAACUGGGUCCGAUCGGGCGUAAGCGGCAGAGCUUAAGUUCUUCACAAGCUAGUCCUAGCCUGCGGCCGAAGAUCAGCCCCAGCAUCCAACCGCUAGUCCGUGGAGAUGCAAUGUCAAGUGAAACGUCGGCUCUGUACCUGGCCUCGAAGUCGAACUACCAGCACAUUCUGGAUGGCACCCUUUUGCCUGGCGUCUCAUAUCCCGAGACUUUGGCAGAGAAUCUUAGCUCAAAACGGACCAACCACAAGCUCGCCGAACAGGGACGGAGAAAUCGCAUCAAUAACGCACUCAAGGAGAUUGAGACACUGAUUCCGCCAUCUUUCGUGCAAAUGAAACAUGCCAAAGAGGCUGCUGCCUGUCAUAUCAAGGGGGCCGACAAAGAGAAAGAAAAGGCGAGCAAUCAACCGAUCAGCAAGGCGAGCACGGUGGAGAUGGCUAUCGAUUACAUCAAAACCCUACAGCAGGAGCUUGAAGAGACCAAGGGCAAGCUGGCUGCCGCAGAGAACCGUCUGGGAGACUCCGAGGUCAAGGUGGAACAGGCUUUUGCAACCACAGUUGCCGAAAAUGGGCCGGAAGUCCCAUCUGCAGCUGGAGCCGGCGAUCGUGACUAA